UUUCUAAAGAAAAAGCCCUCAUAGGCGUGUCAGUCCUCAGAGGGAAAGCCUUUAAACCCAGCAGAGGAUCUCACAGUCGUCACAAGACACAGCAGAAGAACAUCACACUUCACUCGAAAGCUUAAACCUCACGAAAUGGCAAACACAACAGGUUUUAAAACAAGAAAAAACAAGCGCUUUAGCAAAGAGUUAUUCCUUGAGGGAAAACACAUCAGCAUACAAGAUCUGAAAAUGAGAGAAGAUAUAAGACAAGAACAACAAGUUCAAAAGUAUCUUUCCAAAGACAUCACAUGUUAUCCAACUCCUGUUGAAUUUCACAUCACAGAAGUGGCGCAUGCCACUAACAAGACCGGCGUUCAGGAGAUCUGGAGAUCAGAGGGAUUCAGGGGUCUUAAUGUGAAUUCAUUUUCAUGGUGGAGCCUGAAGAUCAAUGAAGCAGAUAUAAGAGCCGCUGAGGAGCGUUUCCUCGAGAGUUCAAUACCAAACAGAACCAAAGAAGAAAUUGCAGCUCAGCAGCCGUUCCUGAGUAAAUUCACCACAUCACCAGCAUUCAAUAAUGAAAUCUCACGCUACGGCAACUUCCGCUUCACACUUCUUCUGACUGAACUGAUGGAGGCCUACAAGAAGCAGAUGUGUGAAGGUGAAGAGCCGGUUCUCAGGGUAUACGAGACCAAACUUUUCAAGCAGGAGAUUGAGUAUGUUGUUCUCGUUCACAGCCCUCAGAAUAAUGAGAAGUUCAGUCAAUAUCCACUGCUUUCAUCCAGUCCAUUGGUUUCUUAUGAUGGAAAUCAAAUCAUCUGGAGAGCACAAGCUAUUUGUGAAACCCACAACUUCCAACUGGAAAUCACUGGAAACACAGCAGUGACACAAUCCAUGUAUUCACACCAGUUUUAUGUGUGGGAUCAGGUUAGCCUCGUCUUUCACGUCAAUGGGGUCCUUACCUUCCCUAAAACAAAGCUUAAAGCAAGCCUCAGCUGUUGUGAACAUGAUCAACAAGUAAAUCUUUCACAUGGAGAAAACUGCUCUUCCCUUGAUGAAGCAGAGAAAUUCACUGAAAGCUUGCCAGAUGAUGAAUUUAAAAAAGAAGAUGAAAAAGAAGAAGAUAAAUCUGGAGAUCUUAAUAUGGAAGUGGACUAAAAAUGUGCAAAUUUUGCUAGAACGUUAACAGAUUUGUGAUGUUGUAAAGUUUUGCCCUUCAAAUUUCAAAUAUUUUGUGGUAAAUAAAAAUAAAUAAUAAGGUUAAUAAAUAAAGGGUGGAGGAUGAUUUGUAUCUUACUAAUAUGUACCUGUCAUUGAGAGGCUGGAAUGAGAUUAAAAAAAAAAAACUGAAUAUUACUUGAUGUGUUUCAAAAUGAAUACACCUGAAUAACUUAAAAAAAAAAAAUUAAAAUAAAGCUUUUACUUUGUAUUGUU
Ctenopharyngodon idella (grass carp) is the source of this 1413-nucleotide messenger RNA. RefSeq lists its product as uncharacterized. Bases 136 to 1137 code for a protein of 333 amino acids. Lineage: Eukaryota; Metazoa; Chordata; Actinopteri; Cypriniformes; Xenocyprididae. The record is from RefSeq and is a predicted model, not a curated record. The transcript is spliced from 3 exons.